CGCAAAAGCAAGUCAUGUCGGCUCUUUAAUCUCCCCCCCCUCCAUCUGUACGAGAAUCGCCUUUUCCCCCCCUUCUUUGAAUGCUUUUGAUUUCAUCUUUUUUCUCAGAUCGAUCAACGCGAUUCGCGAUUCGAUUUGUCUCUGGUUAGCUGCUAUUCCAUCUCCUGUCGUUUUUUCCUUCUGGAAUUCUCGAAAUAGAGGUUAAUUCGCCGAUUUCCGGUAAAUGCGGCGCUGUUUUUCCAUCUUUGAUCCGCCUGGUUCUUCGCGAAAUCGUCAAAAGAUUCUACCUUGUAGAGCGUUUCUGUUUCAUCCUUUUCGUUUUUGAAAUUCGUAUGAGGAAAGGAGAUGGAAUUCGUUCUUCGGUGUUUUUUUGUUUUAUGAUUUGUUGCUGUGGAUUUUGUUUAAGCUUUUGAUCUGUGACAGGUUUUGGAUUCACGGAGCCGGGCUUGUAUUGAUGAAAUUUGAGAAUUAGAGGCAAUCUGCUCUUUCAUCUUUUCAACUCAAGAUGAGCGGGAGCCCUCACGAGGGAUUUGAAUUCCGGAGCUCUACAAUGCCGUACAGUUCAAUAGGAAGUUUCAUGGAUUUCUUUGGAGCCAUGGCAUAUGACCACAUGAACUAUAUCUUUGCUGAUGAUACUACAUAUGCUCCGGAGACUGUUUACCCGGCCGUUUAUACCAAUCAAUACAAAUUUGGAUUCUCUGAAACUGAGAAUUCUUGUUAUUAUCAUGAUUAUGGCAAUGCCCAUGUUUUGAACAAUCAAAUAUCUGGAAAUGAGGGACAAGAUAGCCAUUUAGAGAAUCCUUCGUCAAGAGUUGCUGAAACUGAGACUGCAGCACCGGCAGAUAUGCAUCAUCAGGAAAAUACGAAUGCAGAUUCCAUGGAAUGUCCACGAGGUCAUCAUAGUACUCAUGUCAAUGAGGUCGUUUGGCAAGACAAUGUUGAUCCCGACAACAUGACUUAUGAGGAAUUGCUUGAAUUGGGUGAGGCUGUCGGAACUCAAAGCCGAGGACUUUCUUAUGACCAAAUCUCUUUGCUUCCCGUCUCCAAGUUUAAGCUCAAGUUUGGCCAAUUCUUUAGGAAGAAGUCAAGAAAUGAAAGGUGUGUGAUAUGCCAGAUGGAAUACAAGAGAGGCGAUAGACAAAUCACUCUUCCAUGCAAACACGCCUAUCACAAAUCUUGCGGCAGCAGAUGGCUCAGCAUCAACAAAGCGUGUCCCAUUUGUAACUCGGACGUGGUGGUGGUGGUGACCAAUGCAUCCAAGCACUAAAAGGUCUUUUACUUCUUUUGUUUUUUGUUUUGUUUUAUAUACAUAGGGAAAAUGGAGUGCAUUUUGUUUCUUUUUUUUUCUUCCCCUUUUUUCCUCUUUAAACUUACAAUAGUGGGCUCUACUUUACUUUUUCUGUUACUCUACAUAAUUUUCCUUCAUUGUUAACAGUUCGUGUUAACAACGUAUGAAGUACUCUAUUAACAUUGUCCAUGUUAGAAUAUAUGGAGGAGUGUGUU
Molecule: messenger RNA, 1503 nt
Organism: Cuscuta campestris
Lineage: Eukaryota; Viridiplantae; Streptophyta; Magnoliopsida; Solanales; Convolvulaceae
Source: the annotation of a GenBank genome assembly